UUAUGCAUAGUAAAUCUAAUAAAUUAUUAAAUGUAUCGGAUUGUUAUGAUCGAAAACCAUCAUCACAUCAACAGACUACAUUUACUACUAAUCAUUAUUUGGCUCCAAUAAGGCGCAGUUCUUCUUUAGAAUUUCCAAAAACAAAUUUAUCAUUUAUUGAAUCAGCACUUGAUAGUUUAAAAAAUUCAAGUACAUCUAUUUACGCCUCCACAUUAAGCGCUGCUGGAUUAUUAAAUGGAAUUGGUCUAGAUGGUCUUAGAUCAAUUACUGUUGGUUCAAAUGAUUCGGCAGAUAAUUUAUAUUCAUUAAUGGCUUCAUAUCGUUCUUGUUGUAAUUUAUUUAGAUUACGUUCUGUUACUUUAAUUAUUAGUAUUUGUGUGUGUAUUGUGACAACAUUAAUACUUUCUUGUCUUCUUCUUGAAGCACCUUUUUCUACAAAAAUUUUAUUUUCUCAAUGGCAAUAUGAAUUAAUAUUUAAUCCAGCUAUUUGGAUACUUUCAUUUUCUUUAUUAACAAGUCUUUUAAUGAAUUUAGCUUUAAUUACAGAUAUUCACUUUUUAAUUUUACCUUUUAUUGCAAGCUGUGUAUGUUUUCUUUUUGAUUUUUUUUAA
Meloidogyne enterolobii is the source of this 611-nucleotide messenger RNA. The record is from the annotation of a GenBank genome assembly. NCBI's taxonomy places the organism in Eukaryota, Metazoa, Nematoda, Chromadorea, Rhabditida, Meloidogynidae.